Molecule: messenger RNA, 299 nt
Organism: Dentiscutata heterogama
Lineage: Eukaryota; Fungi; Glomeromycota; Glomeromycetes; Diversisporales; Gigasporaceae
Source: the annotation of a GenBank genome assembly
AUGAUUUUUGAAAUUAAUGAAUCUUUCUGUAGUAAAGAAGAGACUGUUACUCUUGCAGUAUUAAUUGUAGAAUUUCUCUAUAUAAGAGGAUUGAAAUUCAAAGUAGAUAUUAUCAAAGGCCUAAGGAGUAUUGGUGCUAAAGUAAUCCAUAGAGGAACUAAGCAACCAAAAGGAACUAUUGGCAUUGUAGUGGGCCUAACUAUGGGUAAUUUUACACCUGACAAAAUAACUACAGUGCUAGAAAUCGCAGAACCACCAGAGCUAUCGGAACUAUUAGAACCAUUGGAACAACUACCUAC